Molecule: messenger RNA, 2173 nt
Organism: Mytilus trossulus (common blue mussel)
Lineage: Eukaryota; Metazoa; Mollusca; Bivalvia; Mytilida; Mytilidae
Product: dnaJ homolog subfamily C member 2-like
Exons: 18
Coding region: 30-1946 (638 amino acids)
Biological process (GO): 'de novo' cotranslational protein folding; regulation of translational fidelity
Cellular component (GO): cytosol
Molecular function (GO): ribosome binding; Hsp70 protein binding
Source: RefSeq, a predicted model, not a curated record
CACCUCCUGUAUAGUAGUACGUCAAACAAAUGUUAAAAUCCGAAAUCAACUUCGGACAAGCAGCACAUGUAAUUUUGAGAAUGAUUUUGCCAGAAGCUUUACCAGAAGAUGUUACAGAAGUUACUGGAAAUCUUUCAGUACCAGUAACAAUAAAGGUUGAACCAGCAGGAAGAUGGUAUGAAGCUUUAUGUCAGCGAAGAAGACAAAGACAUUCUAUAUCACAUCACUCAGUCCACAGUUCAAGUUCGGAAGAAAGUGAGGAAGAAGUUGAGAUUGAUGAAAAUGAUGAAGCAUUGUUGUUAGAGCUUGAUCCCAAAGAAUGGAAGAAACAAGAUCACUAUGCAGUCCUUGGUUUAAGUAGGUUAAGAUACAAAGCUACAGAAAACCAAGUAAAGAAAGCAUACAAACAAAAAGUAUUAAAACACCAUCCAGACAAAAGGAAAGCAAGAGGAGUGAAAGUAAAAGAAGGAGAAGAUGAUUAUUUUACAUGUAUAACUAGAGCAUGGGAAACAUUAGGCAAUCCAAUAAAGAAAAGAUCAUUUGAUAGUGUAGAUCCUUUGUUUGAUGAUGAUGUUCCACCAAAUAAUGCAGAUUCAAAAGAACACUUCUUUGAAGAAUUUACUCCUGCAUUUGAAAGAAAUGCAAGAUGGAGCACAAAGAAAAGAGUACCCAGUUUAGGAAAACCUGAUACAAACUUUGAAGACGUAGACAACUUUUACUCAUUUUGGUAUGAAUUAGAAUCAUGGAGAGAAUUUUCAUACCUUGAUGAAGAAGAAAAAGAAAAAGGAGAAAAUCGUGAAGAAAGAAGGUGGAUUGAAAAGCAAAACAAAGCAGCUAGACAGAAAAGGAAGAAGGAAGAAAUGGUUAGAAUAAGACAGUUAGUCGAUAAUGCAUAUGCCUGUGAUCCCAGAAUACAGAAAUUUUUAGAUGAUGAAAAAGAAAAGAAAUUAUCAGUGAAAAGGGCAAAACAGGAAGCAGCUAGACAAAAAGUGGAAGAGGAAGCUCGGAUAAAACAGCAAGCAUUAGAUGAAGAAAGGAAAAGAAAAGAGAAAGAGGAAGAAGAAGCAAAAGCUCAGGCAGCAGCAAUGAAAAAGGAAAAAGAUCAACAAAAGAAAAUCUUUAAGAAAGAAAGAAAAACAUUAAGAACUGCCGUAAAGGAUUACAGUUACUUCACUGACGUAGAUGAUCAAAGAGUUACAAACAUGACUGAUGUAGAUAGACUUGCUGAUCAGUUGUCUAUAAUAAAAUUGCAGUCCCUGAAUCAAGAGCUAACAUCAGGGGAUGAAUCUAAAGCAAAAGCAGCAUUUUUAAGAGAGGUUGAAGAACUAAAUAGACUGACAGAGGAAGAGAAAAAGAAACAAAUGGAAGUUAUUCAUAAACAAUCAUCAGGAGAGGGAUCACAGGCAAAAGGAAAACUUUGGAGUGAAUCAGAAAUACAGGCACUUAUCAAGGGAGUUAAUUUGUUUCCUGCAGGAACAAAAGAUAGAUGGGAAGUAAUCUCUAAAUUCAUCAAACAACACAUAACAGAUAGCAAUAAAGGUGCUAAGGAUGUGUUAGCCAAGGCUAAAGAUUUACAGAAAAAUGAUUUUGUUCUGAAAAUGGAGGCAGACAAGAAAGCAUUUGAAAAAUUUGAGACUCAGCAGAAAUCCAAAGUAACUUGUGAAGCUCAACCAAAGGAAGGAGUUACCAGUGAAAGGUUUGAAAAGGUUUACGAGCAGCAAAUUAGGGAAACUGGGACAAACCCAGCACCUUGGACAGCAGAUGAGCAGAAAAUUUUAGAACAAGCUUUAAAAACGUUUCCUGCCAGUGUAGGUGAUAGAUGGGAAAAGAUAUCUGAGACUUUACCCACCAGGAGUAAGAAAGAUUGUAUGAAAAGAUAUAAGGAAUUGGUUGAAAUUAUACGAGCCAAGAAAGCUGCAAAAGAUGCAGCUGCCAAGAAGAAGUGAGAAGAAUAAACAAUGUGAUAAAAAACUUGUAGAAGGACAUGAUUUAUAUAUAGACCACUGACAAAUCUGAAAUUACUUCAGUACAAUAGUUAAUGACCAUUCAGUUGAAUAUUUAUUACAAAAAGUUACAUGAUGAUCAAGAAUAUGUAUGUCAUGUCAAAUAGUUUGUGUCAUAUUCGUGUAUGUUUUCAAGAGAUACUUAACAGAUUAAACUGUUAUUUACUUGU